UUAUUUUUGGAACCGAGUGGGAUCUGAUCGCCUUGUUAGGUCUGUUAUAACAUUUCCAACACCCCCGUCUAAAAGGAGAGAGGGAGAGAGGGAGGCAGGGACUGAGGAAAAGUGACUUUCCUCCCUUAAAUCAUUACAAUAAUGCCUGGCAUGUCGGCUGAGAGAUUACAAUCGGAUUCUCCAAAAACCACGUAGCCAAGAUCAACUUUGUUUCCCACCAGAAUCCAAAAAUCAAACCGAAGAAGGAAAAUAGUUGAAGAAGACCCACAAUAUAUAUAUUUUUCUCUUAAAGGCGCAGUUCUUUUUUGGUGUUUAAAUGGCAUAAGUGAAGUCGCGUUGUUUGAACUUUUUGAGAGCUUUGGAAAGAUAGCAGCCAGAGACUGUAAACAGUAAAACUAAACUAAACAAACACUCAUUUUGAGUGCCUAAAAGCAACUACUUUUUAAAUGUAACAUUUUCUAGGGUUGUGAAAAAUUGGCUAUUUGUUUAUAACAUUUUGAUUAUUAUUUAGAUAAACCGCAGUUUAAUGAUGUCAUAAAAAGAAACAAACACACAAACCAAAAAGUAAAACAAUUCAACAAGUCAAUGGUUCUGUCCUGUUGGCUACCGAAUUAUGCUGAGAUAGGAAACCACUGUAUAUUGGAAUUAUUAAUUUUGGUCUUUAAAUUUGCAUUCAGUUAGAAUUAACGCAGUGAAAAAUAGAAGCCAUGAGUGGAGGUCGCUUUGAGUUCGAUGACGGUGGCGCUUACUGCGGGGGCUGGGAAGGGGGUAAAGCUCACGGACACGGUAUCUGCACCGGACCCAAGGGGCAAGGCGAGUUUUCCGGCUCCUGGAACUAUGGCUUUGAGGUAGUCGGAGUGUACACUUGGCCCAGUGGAAAUACUUACGAGGGCUACUGGUCUCAGGGCAAGCGGCACGGCCUGGGUGUUGAGACAAAAGGACGGUGGGUUUAUAAAGGUGAAUGGACCCAUGGGUUUAAGGGAAGAUACGGAACCAGGCUAAGCCAAGGCAGUGGUGCAAAGUAUGAAGGAACCUGGAAUAACGGGCUACAGGAUGGAUAUGGUACAGAGACAUAUGCAGAUGGAGGAACUUUUCAAGGCCAGUUCACAGGUGGGAUGCGUCAUGGCUAUGGUGUCCGGCAGAGCGUUCCUUAUGGGAUGGCGGCUGUGGUCCGCUCCCCUCUCCGCACCUCUCUCACCUCCCUGCGUAGCGAGCACAGCAACGGCACCCUUCUGCAGCAGGACAUCCCUAUCAUCACCACGACCCCCGCCUCCCCCAGCCAGGACGCCCCCCAAGUCCCUGUCUAUGCGAUCCCCACCCGUGGGGGAUUCGCCCUGACCCUCCACGUGGAUCCAGAGACCACCAAACCCAAGAAGAAGGGGCUUUUUCGUAGAGGCUCCCUACUGGGGAAGCUGAAGAAAUCCGAGUCCAGGACCUCUCUCUCCAGCCAGAAGAGCAAAAUUAGCUUCCUAAAGAGCGAGUCUGGCCUCAGCUCUGCUGCCAGCGACGCCAACUCCACUAUAAGCUUUGGGGAGGGGACCGAGGGAGGAGAAGACUUCCCGCCUGUGGAGUCGGACAUCGACGCCACCACCACAGAGGUCUACACUGGGGAGUGGAAGAACGACAAGCGGUCAGGGUACGGGAUCAGCGAGCGAUCCAGUGGGCUCAAGUACGAAGGGGAGUGGCUGGAUAAUCAGAGGCAUGGAUACGGCUGCACAACGCUCCCGGAAGGGAGGAAAGAAGAAGGCAAGUACAGGAAUAACAUGCUUGUGAAAGGGAUGAAGAAGAGGGUAAUACCCCUGAAGAGCACAAAGAUACGACAGAAGGUGGACAGGAGUGUGGAAGGAGCUCAGAGAGCAGCAGCUAUUGCCAGGCAGAAAGCAGAGAUUUCAGCCUCAAGGACAGCUCACGCCAAAGCUAAGUCGGAAGCAGCAGAUCAGUCGGCCAUGGCUGCCAACAAUGAGUCGAGCAUCGCCAGGGUAGUGUCCAAAGAGCUGUCUCCAUCAUUCUACCAGCCAGGUCCUGAGUAUAUGAAGAGAAGAAUACUGCAGGAGAUUAUUGAGAACACAGGGAAUGCGGAGAAUCCUGAACAGGAGGCACCAUCUGGAGAGGAGCCCCCACCUACCCCCCCAGACAGCCCGCAGCUUCACGAGAAGGAUAGUAUCGAACGAGGCUCAUCCCCAGCCCCCACCCCUUCACCCAGCCCCACAGGAACCCCCCCGGAGGGCAGGAGGUCGAGGCAGGGCAUCCUGAAGGAGGGGACCAGCCUCCUGAGCCCCGGGAACUGGAACGGUGAUCAGAGCAGCAGAGGUGGAAGCCGGGCAGGUAGCCGUCCAAAUAGCAGGCCGAGCAGUCGUCCAAACACUCCCUCUAACAUGCUUAUCCUUCCGGGAGACGAGAGGUCAGCCUCCAGUAGCAGAACUCCCUCCCGGACCUCAAGCAGGCACAGCAACAGCAACUACGAGACGGAGCUCAAACCUCUUCAGAAGUUUGGCGCUCCAGAGCCUGUUCAGAGCUUCCACAGUUAUCCAGUAAGGACCACAAUUAUAUAUCCAUCCGAGCAAGACGACGAGCCAAUCCCUUCCCCUAAAGUGCCUUCAAAGCCUGCAACCCCCGAACCAAAAAUCGAAAUUAAAGCCAGAGAGACAAAAUUGGAGAUUCACAAACCAGUGGCUGAACCACAGCAGGCAGCAGAGUCAGAACCAGAGCCUGAAGCCAAACUGGUGCCAAAGGAAGACCGCAAGCCAGCGCUCAAGGUGGAACCCAAACAUCUACCUCUGGCUAAAGCAGAACUUACUCCCCUGGCCAAACCCGAGCCAAAACCGGCAGCUAAGCCUGAACCCAAGCCAGUGGUUAAACCAGAACCUAAGCUAGUGGCUAAACCAGAAGCAAAGCCAGUGGCAAAACCAGAAUCCAAGGCUGUAGCCAAGUCUGAAGCAAAGCCAAUGGCCAAGCCAGCUGCAAAGACUGAGUCUCAGUCAAAGGCUGAACACAAAUCUAAGACUGUCGCCAAGACCCAUUCUGAAGCGAAGGAUAUCGAUCAGGGACCCAACACUAUUGUGAUCUGCAUGGUUAUACUGCUGAACAUCGGUUUGGCCAUUCUCUUUGUACAAUUCCUAACUUGAGACACAGGGAAUCAGAGAGAUGAAUGAUGUCUUCCCGCAGUUGUGUGCCUUCCCCUUUAAGAAAGCACAUGAGGAGAAGAGAACCUUAGAAAGUCACUCAUCUGACUGCACUUUAAGACUGAUACUUCGGGAUUUUUUUUUUUUUUUUUACUUCAGUAGCCUGUGUGGUGAAUUUGUUCAUCCGAGAAGAUUGAAUUGGAGAUCUUAGAAACAUUGUAAGUCGUUUAAAACUAACAGCUGCCUUUCCAUUGUGACAACCAAAGUUUAUAGACACUUGUCUGCCAGUGAGACUGGAUGCAACACAACAGACAGACAAACAAACAAACAAAAAUGGGUUGAAAACGUAUUUCUUGCAUAUGAAAAACCCUUUAAUGACUGGUUAGGUUUCUACUAAGAAUGGGUAAUUGUGUAUGUGAAAAGGAGAAAGACAGAAUGCAUAUUCUAUAAAACAGGGUUUACAAUCAAAAGCAAACAAUUAUAGAUUUUAGUUGUUAUUUAUUGCUUUAGAGUAUUUGCAUGGUCAAUUAAUAUAUAAUUAUUUCAUUUAAAUUAGGUGUUCUUAAGAGUACCAGAGGUACCAUUCAUCCAAAACACUAUAAAAACUAAAAAACCUUUAGGCCAAGUGGACAAAACAUUUCUGCUGAAAUGCAAUACACAUCUGUAACACCUCUGUACUGUAAUUAGAUAAUGGCUCAGGUUGGCUUGAAUUCUAAACACUGAUUUAUAUAGUCUGUGUGCUACAUUGGUGUUACUCUGAUUGAACUGAGUACACUUGUAUAUACUGUAUGUAUGUAUGUAUGUUUAUUUUGGUUUUUAAGUCAUAACAAAGCCAGUUCAUGGCAUUCUGUAUGCAUGUCAUCUUGAACUAAUCCACAUAAAAUUGCUAACUUGCUGCUGCUGAUGCACAAUAAUGGUUCCCGGGAAGCAACAUAGACACAUUGUAAAGGUUGUGUAUUGUACAUGCAGUCAUUAAAGGGUUAAAUACAACAAGAGGGGCGUCCUUAUACAUCCAAUUCUUACCUGCAUAGCACCCAGAAAUUGCAAUAGCGGUACAGCUUCAAACGGUCAAGUGUAUUUGAUUGGCUUGUAUUCAAAAUAACAAUUUAAAUAAGACAAUGAAAGGGUCUAUUUUAAUUAUCUAAACAGUGUUAAAUCUUUAUGUAUUGUCACCCCUGCUUUAUUUAUUCCAGUGUUUUUUUAAAUUGUACUUAGAGACUAAGGGGUUACAUCUAAUGAAACAAUUAAAACAUGUCAUGCACCAUUGUAUUUUAAUUUAAAGUCUGGUAAAAUACUAGACAAAAAAGUUCUUAGUUUGCAUGCCUUCUUUUCAGAUAGUCUGUUUCACUUCCUAGGUUAUUUCACCUCAGUAGGGGAAGCAGAUUGUCACUUAAGGACAGGAAAGAAGACAGGUGGAAGAGGUGGGGACAAUUUUACUCUUCAGGUGAAAUGACCAAGGAGGCGCAACACUACCUGUAAUAAGGCAUAUAGAGCUUUCUUUAACUGGCAAUAUUUAGAUGCAUUGCUGUCUAUAUUGUUAGAAUAGACCCCAAAGUGUAUUUUAUAUACAUGUCACAAAACAGUAAUUAAUAAUGUUUUUAACUGUAUGUAUUAAAGUAGAAAAAGAAAGAAAUACUCAAGAUUGUUUUUACCAGAUCAUUGUGUUUUAAUGGUUAUAUGCUGAAAACUAUGUUUUGUACUGUUACUAUGCAACGGUUUAUGCCUGUCGUUUUGUUCAGUUUUAGUUUUUUUCACUGAUUCUUUUUUUUUUCAGAAGAAACCUUUAUUUUAAAGCGAAAGCUCAAACUGUAUCGGUUUUUAAAUUCAUAAAGAGGUCUUCCACUGUAUCUGCCUGGUUGGUUUCUUCCAGAUUUUGUAUGCAUGUAUGCACUUUGUAGCGUGUGUUUCUGUAUCUUUUGAAAGGGUUUAGCUUUAUUUAACAUGAGGCUAGUAUUCAGAUGGCUUUUCUGUGAAUGGAAAUAGUAAUAAAACGGAUUGUUUUUGCUAUAAGAAGAGAUGUGAAGUUACCUCAGUCUUGCAUGUUGUUAGCAGUGAUCAUUAGUAUGUUUCGAGCUCCAGGUCUUAUAAACUACAGUAUAUGAAGUGACAAACUGCUCCAGUAUUAGAGUCAUGCGCGCCACAGGAUGACCUGUAUGUGUACAUCAGAACUCACAAUGGUUUUGCUUCAGUACAAAGCUGGCACCGCUUUCUAUAUGUAAAAUGUAAUUUUUCAUGGUUGUACCCAAACAGCUUCCAAGAAAGUCCAUCAUAAAAGAAGCAGUCAGUCAGAGUGACUAACGUCCCAAGUGUCAGUUUUACAAUGGGCUUCUCAAGCUGUAUACUCCUAAUUAUCAUUAGUGACAGUUCUUUCUGUAAGGAAAAUAAAACACCAUCUUAUAAUGAUCAUUUUUCAGACUAAGCUUCAGACUAUUUGGAACCAAUUUGUACCAUCUAAAAAAAAAAUAAACAGUUAGUUACAUAACUAUAGCAACAUGCAACUUAAAUUAUUCAUACACAUUUUUUAUUACUUGUUUUGUAAUAUUCAUUGUAUUCUUUUAAAAAAACACAUUUUCAUGUAAAGAACUUGAUAAAUCUCAGAUCAUGGACUAGAUUCUCUCUCUUUUUUUUUUUACUCCAAAUUGUUAAAAGUUAAGGUUACAGCCUUAAAACUGUUAUAUAUAUAUAUAAUAACUGUCACUGUGAAUCAACUAAAGGUAAAGGUCUAUAAAAAGAGAAGGUUAGGAAAAUGUUAGGGUUUUUCGGGCACCAUUGGGAACUAUUCUGUAUUAAUGUGGUUGAAUGUGAGCAUGUGAGGAAGUGGUUGUUUCACAGGUAGGCAAUUCAAAUGACAUCCACAAAACACUGUGUGCUUGCAGCCCCUUUGCUCAAUGCCUUUGCCACCUUGCUCUCAAUUUAAAAAAAUGUAUUGCUGCGUAGUGUGUGUUUUCAAAGACAAGAUUGGCUAGAGACUGGGUGCAAUGAACUAUCAGAAUACAUUUUAAAAAGCCUUGACUUGUGACUGUAUUUGUGGUAUUAUUUACAAUUCAUAAUUGUAUCACCCAUCAACAAAAUUAUAUUUUUGACACUAUUUAAGAGGAAUAAGGGUACAUUGUGGAGACAUGUCUGAAAUCUGUAUGCUGUAAAAACUGAUCCCGCACAACGGAGCCAUUUUGCAAAUAAAGAAGUGGUUGUACUAAUUUCCAUAAUAAA
Messenger RNA from Acipenser ruthenus (sterlet), 6332 nucleotides. RefSeq names its product junctophilin-2. Bases 708 to 3125 code for a protein of 805 amino acids. Gene Ontology annotation, cellular component: sarcoplasmic reticulum; plasma membrane; endoplasmic reticulum membrane. The record is from RefSeq and is a predicted model, not a curated record. NCBI's taxonomy places the organism in Eukaryota, Metazoa, Chordata, Actinopteri, Acipenseriformes, Acipenseridae. The transcript is spliced from 6 exons.